AUGUCAUGUCAAGAUGAAACAUUUGGAGAGUCAGAGCAGAGCAACAGCAUCUGGAUGGAGGACUCUCUGUCAAACUUUAGCAUCAUGAGUACUGUCUCCUACAACGAUAAUACAGAAGUGCCUCGAAAGUCCCGCAAACGCACCCCCCGUCAAAGGCCUGGUUCUAAAUCUAAACAGGCAUCUAAUCAGGACAUGUUUGAUGCAGACGGUGCCAAAGGUCCACACUUUGUCCUUUCUCAACUUGGCUCUGACAAAUCUCGACCAAAAGGAAGUUCUGAAGAUGGAACUCAAACAUCUGUUCCAAAAGGAGGAACUCUAUCAGCGCAGUAUCCAGCUAAGAAUGAAGGGAAGGAGCUGAAGAUCUUGGUACAGCCGGAAACCCAGCAUCGAGCCCGUUACCUGACUGAAGGCAGCAGGGGCUCAGUGAAGGACCGCACUCAACAGGGCUUCCCAACUGUAAAGUUGGAAGGAGUAAAUGAACCGGUAGUUCUUCAAGUAUUUGUGGCUAAUGAUUCCGGACGAGUGAAGCCACAUGGAUUUUAUCAGGCGUGUCGAGUAACCGGACGCAAUACCACAGUUUGCAUUGAAGUAGACAUCGGGGGCACAACUGUCAUUGAAGUACCUCUAGACCCGAGUACCAACAUGACAUUGGCAGUUGACUGUGUUGGGAUUCUUAAGCUCCGUAAUGCUGAUGUGGAGGCUCGUAUUGGUGUGGCGGGGUCCAAAAAAAAGAGCACUCGCGCUCGCUUGGUGUUUCGGGUAAACAUUCCUCGUCCUGAUGGAUCAGUACUCACGCUUCAGACCCCCUCAUCGCCCAUAUUAUGUACUCAACCUGCAGGUCUUCCUGAAAUCCUUAAGAAGUCUCUGCACAGUUGCUCUGUUAGAGGUGGAGAAGAGGUCUUUAUCAUUGGAAAAAACUUUCUGAAAGACACAAAAGUUAUAUUUCAUGAGAAUGUUUCUGAUGACACUUCGUGGAAAGUUGAGGCUGAAAUUGACAUGGAGCUGUUUCAUCAGAAUCACCUGGUUGUGAAGGUCCCUCCGUACCAGACCCAGUCAAUCACCUCUGCAGUUUGUGUGGGUAUUUACGUGAUGACAAAUGCUGGGAAAUCCAAUGAUAUGCAACCAUUCACUUACACGCCUGAUGCAGCAAAAACAGACAUUUCUGUUAAAACAGAGAUGGUCUCACCAAGUCAGGAGUGCACUUACAAUAAUCCAAAUGAAGCUGCCUUAAGAACUCCUUUGUUACCUUUGGUGAAGACUGAAGAGGUCACCCCGAUGGAGGUGACCAGUAACUUGCAGAAUAAUGGCAUUUUCAAGAAGGGUCUGUGUUCUCAGCCAAAUACAAACAUGCAAACCUCUGGCGGUCUAAAUGAGAACAGAUCCUACUCCAAUUGUCUUCAGCAGGCAACAGGUGACCAGGAUCAAGAGCGAACCUUCACCAACACUGAGCAAAUAAGCACAGUUCAAAAACAAGAUAAUGCCUCUACCAGCACAUUUCCUGUGCCUCCUGGAGACUCUCUGGUCCAACAAAGCUCUCAGCAGUUCCUCCUGAAGCAGAGAGACAGUGUAAGGCAAGACCAACCCAGCAGUGACCCCACAGGGGAUGCAGGGCAGGGAAAGAGUGAUCAGCAGAGCUCCCCACAAGUGGCUGCAAACCAACCUUCUUUGUUCCAACAGACGCCACAGCAGCAGGUGCCCAUGUUCCAAAGCAACGAGCUGGUGACCAUUCAAACAAACUUUCUGCAACAGACUCCUUCCCAUCCUUCACCGCCCAUGUUUCACAAUUCGCCCACUUUGGGUGAAACUUCCUCUCCUCAAGGAACGCUGUUUCAAAAGUCUUCUCAGGAGCAGACAUCCCUUUCCUCUCAGCUUACAAGUAACAGCCCUCAACAGCAGCAGCAGAUGGCGUUCCUCAAUACUCUUCAAACCCCAAACCCUGAUCCCCUGGUUUAUCAGGCUCAGACGCAGCUCUCGCCCAUUCAACAGAGAAGUCCCAUGGAGCAGCAGCCGACCACACAGUCGCCACAGCAGGCCACUCUGUUUCAGAACAUCCCAGCGCAUCCCUCUGCAAAUCCACUGUCAGCCAACCAGCAACAACAGCCACAGCCGCCCGGGAUUUUGUUUUGCAGCAACCCUAUGUCCGACCAAGCGUCCAGUCUGUUGUUUAGUGCUCAGACUCCGAUGAAUGUGACUCGGUCAGACCGGUCGGAGCCCAUGACUUUAGGGAAUGUUUCUGUCCCACAGCAGCAGAUUGUGUAUCAGGAGCAGCAGCCGAUGCAGCUGGGCAACGCCACAGCCUCCGAGCGAGAGUCGUCUGUGGGUCUUUUCAUGCCUUCAUCAAACUUGGCAUCUCUGCAGCAGGAUCUGUCUCAGGAGCUUGCACAGUCGUCUCUGUUUACAACUCAAAAUAGUGUACCAUCCCUUCAGACCACCACAAAUUCCCCUGUUCAACAGCCAGGGCCAUUGUUCCAAAGUGCAGUCAGCAGCAACAUCAGUCAACCAAACCAAACGCAACAGCCUGGACUCUACAUGUACGGGAUUCAGAAUGAGUGUGGUCAACUAAUGAAUCCAGCGGGCAACACUGUGUCCGAUCAGAUCAUUGCCAUCAGCCAGUCGGGUCAGAACCAGAGAGAGAGUGAGGCCCGGAUCCAGUCCCUGCUGAACCAGACGGCUUCAGUCCAGAGCAGCAUGACGGCAUCUCAGAACAUGGAGAAGAUGGACGAGCUGCUGGUUAGCUUACAUGAUUCUGCAAACAGUUUAACGCGUUCAUUCUAA
Messenger RNA from Knipowitschia caucasica, 2775 nucleotides. Lineage: Eukaryota; Metazoa; Chordata; Actinopteri; Gobiiformes; Gobiidae. The record is from the annotation of a GenBank genome assembly.